This is a messenger RNA of Xiphias gladius (swordfish), 3233 nucleotides long. Its product is annotated as chemokine-like protein TAFA-4. Gene Ontology annotation, molecular function: receptor ligand activity. The transcript is spliced from 5 exons. Bases 546 to 950 code for a protein of 134 amino acids. The record is from RefSeq and is a predicted model, not a curated record. Lineage: Eukaryota; Metazoa; Chordata; Actinopteri; Istiophoriformes; Xiphiidae.
UGUAUAAACUCACAUAAAAAUAAAAAAAAAAAGACAAUUCGUCUCAACAAAACAAAGCAGGGGACUUUUUCAGACGCAGCUCGUGUCCUCUCCGUCCGCCGCGCGACAGGAUGUCAACACCGGCUCUAAGCUUCUUACGGCGCUAAUGAAAGUGGCCGCAUAUUGUCCGGGAGACAGAUGGUUUUCUGUCUUGAUUAAAAAUCCGUCAAGACGAGCUUUGGCCCCUCCGGAGGUUAUCCCACUGUGAACCGGCCUGGAAGGGACAGGAAGUCCGGGAGGAGGAGCUGGUUUGUGUGAAACUGCGGGUUUUUUCGCUGAGCUGACCGCGCUGACUCUCGGUCCCUACCGGCCUGGGGUGUGAUUUGACGGCGGGAGAAAAAAAAAAAAACUUCAGACCUCAAACUUCAAACUUCACACUGGAGGAUCUCGUCCGUGACCAACUUGCUGAGACCAUCGUCGGAGGGUUUGCCUGGUGUUGACACAGAUACUGGUGGAGGCUUCAGCAGCGGCUUAUCAUGUAGAUCAAUAAGCCAAGCAGAGGCAAGAUGAAGCUGAUCAUACUGGCUCGGCCGUUAAGCUGGGGUCUCCUGCUUCUCUGUGUAGUCAGCCUCCGUAGCCAACUAUCCAGUGGCAACCAAAGCUCCCGAGGACAGACAGUGUCAUCACAGGAGAGGACAGGCACUUGUGAAGUGGUUGCUGCUCAUCGUUGCUGCAAUAAGAACAAGAUUGAAGAACGCUCUCAAACUGUCAAGUGCUCCUGCUUUCCAGGACAGGUGGCGGGGACAACAAGGGCUCUGCCCUCUUGUGUUGAAGCCUCCAUUGUGCAUCAGAAGUGGUGGUGUAAAAUGGAGCCGUGUCUGGAGGAGGAGGAGUGCCGAGUUCUCCCUGACCUCACUGGCUGGUCAUGCAUCUCUGGGAACAAAGUAAAGACCACAAAGGUGGCGCGGUAACAAGACAGAAGCUCCAUCUACGAGCACGUCCCAGCCUGCAGCGGUCACUUUAACUAACCCUGGACUCUGAAGACAGUUAAUGCUCCAUCAGACAGAGAAAAGAACAAUACAGAUUUAAUUAGAUAUCUCCUGGCUAAGUUCUAAACUGCAGGAACUCAUUAUUUUAAUUUCCUUUGGCUGGAACACAAUUCUAGUUGGGGUAAAUCCCAUGGAGUGGACAGUCUGUUUGCAAAUGAUUUAAGAUAAAAAAAUAAUGCAGCACCUUUUUCCAGUCCAAACAGACUGCUCCUGCAAAAGUCUGUAUCAUUGUUUCGGUGCUUAAUAUGCAGGGCCCAUUGUGAUGCACUCAAUCAAAGUUUGGAUGGGCCCGCUGGCAGACACUUAGAAAGAGAUUUUGUGGAUUUUCACGAGGCAGAAUGUGAAUCCAGUCAGUGACUUGUGUCUCUCUCUCCGCUGAUUAAAGCAGAGGACCACAAAUACUGAGAAAUGUAUGAUUAUGUAGCAUUUUGUAGAUAAUGCUUACCCGUAGACGUACUCUGAGUUUUGUAAAGAGGUGAGAUCCCUUUGGACCUAACCUCACCAUGAAAAGGCACUCUCACAAACAUGCCUGCACACACACACACACACGCACACACAGACACACACAGCCACGCACAAACACACGUACACACACGAAGGCUGCUUUUUGACUCCACUGCUCGGACAGGUCACCACCUGCAACGCUGUGGUGGCAUGCACAUAAGCAUGAAGCCCUGAUGCAAAACAAGGACUGUUUGAAAUGCUAACCAUGGGGAGAAAGGGGAGAUAGAAGAGAAGAGGAGCUUCUCCACUGCUGAGAGUAUUUACAUCAUGCUUUUGUUUGUCUCUUUAAACUGAGUGCUCCUGUGGUGGGGACUCCGCUCAUAGUAAUAAUGGGAAACAUUGGCCAUUCUCUUUCCCUUGAAGCAAAUUGUAGCUACUAACAGAGCAGAACGUUUAUCGUUUAUUACCACUUCAUCAGUUGUCGUCUGUAUAUGAAUAAUAUUCCUUCUGGACCCACCCUUAUUGCCUCUCUUUUAUCGCUUGAGUUCAGUCAGACAUUUUGCUUUUUACCUUUGCAGUGAAUAAACAUUUUUAUAAUAACACAAGUACAGCAACUGCAAACCAUCCUAUCUGAGGCAUCAGAUUUGUCUGAAUGCCACAUGCUGUGCUAGUUGAAAGCAGCUGAAUUCUAAGUAGUUUGCUCAACGUUUAGCUAACGCAAUUAUGCAUGAUUUUUUUGUAGCGACAAGAUUCCUCACUGAGCUGUCAUGCAGUCCCAGGCAAUUUAUGCAUGGGUUUGCUUUGUAAACACUGAAGUUGUUACUAUUAUUUAAUGCUUGGAGUGUUGUCAAAAUGGUAAAAACAAUAUCAUUAUAUGAAUUUUAACAUUCAUAUAAUGAUAUUCAGAUAUGUAGGAUAUUUUAAAGAACUCCUCACUUAAACAAAUGAUGUCAACCAGAGUAAUAUGCCUUUAGUGACUCAUUUUGUAGAUUCACCGAAAGCUUAUUUCACAACUAAUUGUUCUUGUAAACGCUGUGAUUCUGUUCAGGAGCUUUGUAAACAGCAGUGUCUCCAUCAUACCUGUGUGUCAUAUCGUAGCUACUUUUAUAAACCCACCAGAAGCUUGUGAUGCAUCUGACGACAGUAUGAGAAAAAACUGAUCUGCCAACAUCGCUCAGAUAAAGUAGAAUGAUGGUAAUUCAACAUUAAUGUCUACAAAAAACCCUGGCUGUAUUAAAAUGUAAUGAUCUAUGUAAAGGAUAGAGACACUAACAGAAACUUCUCACAAUAUAAUGCAAUCCACUCCAAUAAUGCCACAAGCUACUUUAUGGCAUCAAAAUGAAAUGAGGUAAAGGUAGAACACAGUACAUUGUAAAGAAGUUGAAUUGGAUUGUAAUACACUGCACAGGUGUUGGUGCACCCAGUUUAAGAUAUCGAGGAGUCCUUGAAUGACCUUCACUUACGCCAUUGCUCAGAACAUUCAGACCAGAUGAGUUACUCAGCAUGUAACCCCACCUCUUAAAUGUUCAAACGAGCAACAAGAAAAAAUAAUAACAUAACAAUAACCAUUCUCUGGUUCCAGCAUCUCAGUUGUGAGGAUUUCCUGCUUUUCUUUGUCUUAUGUCAUCAUUAAUUCAGUAAAUUUUGAGUGUUGGUCGAAUACGCAACCUGAAGACAUAACUUUGGGCUUUAGAAACUUGUCAUGGGAACCUAUUGGUAUUUUCUGGCAACCUACAAACCAAAAGGUUAAUCAUGAAAAUA